This is a messenger RNA of Lactuca virosa, 474 nucleotides long. The record is from the annotation of a GenBank genome assembly. Lineage: Eukaryota; Viridiplantae; Streptophyta; Magnoliopsida; Asterales; Asteraceae.
AUGUAUUCCGGCAACACACCUCCACCUUUUCCAUCGGCGGCGAUACUAGCCAUAGAUCAGGAUCAGACCCAGGUCGUUACCAGCGUAGUUGAGCAAGCCAUCGGAGGACCAAUCGGCGGCAAUCCGAUAACUGCUGAUAUCCAUGGUCAACAGAAUUCGCUUAAUCAGUUUCAAUCUGGGACUUUCAGCCGUGGGAUAGAUUAUGUCGAUUGGUACAGUGGCGGUGGUCAACCACCGUCUCUUGGAGCUAUAAGGCCGGUGGUCAUUUCUCAACCUUCGGGAAGCAAUGAGAUAUAUAGUGAUGGACUACCACCGUCGUUGAACGACUUAGGCAGACGAGAACCAUCUCAAACUGGGGCAUCCACCGGCCGUGAGGUUGCUGAUGCACAUGAAAUGGCCGGGAUGAGUUUGACGCGUAAUAAUUUCAGGAGGUUAUAUGAGGAUUCAUACAGCAAGGGGAUAGAUGGAAAGUGA